AAUUGCCAAGCAGAUAUGGCCACGUGGUGCCGUAAUCCCAGUACGAGUCAAAUGAACAACCUUACCCGUACACUGUUACAAGGAAGUAAACUUUGGUUGUCGUACGAUGCGACAGAGGUGGAUACAUCUGAUGUGUAUACGGUUUUACUACAAGGUGAUACCAGUUGUCCAGUGCCAACAGGCCAAGGAGAAGCGGAAGAUCCCUCUACAUGCCCCUCUUAUCUAGUUAAAGAAGUAGACGCUACGAGAAUUCCCUCGACGAUUGUCCACGCCAGAUGUCGCUGUAGUGAAUGUCAGAUACCGGGACUGCGCAGACGAAGACAACAUUACGCAUGUGAACCUGUUUACCGCUUCCUCCCUGUCCUUAAAAGACAAAGCACUUGUAUCGAUGGAGAGUAUGAAUAUGCUUUAUCUCAGCAGAAAGUGGCUGUAUCUUGUCAAUGUGUGCGAAGUAGAAUAACUCGUCCAAAGUUUUCUUCUAAUUUUAAAUCUCCUGAAAACUUUAUGUCCUGAAUUUGAAUUUGUAUUUUGCAUUUCUUUUUUUCAA
Pecten maximus is the source of this 547-nucleotide messenger RNA. RefSeq names its product interleukin 17-like protein. Gene Ontology annotation, molecular function: cytokine activity. The coding region runs from base 16 to 513 and encodes 165 amino acids. Gene Ontology annotation, cellular component: extracellular region. The record is from RefSeq and is a predicted model, not a curated record. Lineage: Eukaryota; Metazoa; Mollusca; Bivalvia; Pectinida; Pectinidae. The transcript is spliced from 2 exons.